Molecule: messenger RNA, 3445 nt
Organism: Dichomitus squalens LYAD-421 SS1
Lineage: Eukaryota; Fungi; Basidiomycota; Agaricomycetes; Polyporales; Polyporaceae
Exons: 10
Coding region: 29-3388 (1119 amino acids)
Biological process (GO): DNA damage checkpoint signaling
Source: RefSeq, a predicted model, not a curated record
AUUGACUGUGAUACGGCUGUUGUUGCUCAUGGACGACUCUGACGACUACUUUGACGACGAUUUUGUCCUGGACGAGCAGACUCUCGCGUCUAUUGAGAAGCAAGAGCAACAGUGGCAAGCCGCGCAAGGAAAGCAAAAGAUCCAGCCACCACAGGCGCAGCCCACACAAGGCCGGCGACGACCUAUAUCCUCUGAAGCCCUUUUGCCGGACCCUAAGAGACAGAAGACCACUCAUGACCCCACAGAUGACACCGUAGCUACAUUCGCUCCGUCCGGAGUUGCUGGAGACUACGACGAGGACCUGCCCGACAUCUCGGUCAUAGGAAAUGGCUAUUACAACUUCCCUGCAGCACAAAGAGCGUCGGCGAACGCUUUGGCUGCGCAGAUACGCGGUCAGUCUCCGCAUAUGAACGGUGCGAGUACUUCCGGUCGACAUCCUCCUCACGUUCGUCCUGCUCCUGUUCCUGCUGCUCCUGCUGCUCCUCCUCCUGUGAAUCCGCCAACCCGCCAUGCUCCACCGCGUCAAGCGAGAGACUUGUCGCAUGUACAAGCUCCAAACGCUCCCGUCGCAUCGGGAUCCAGGCAGUCGCCAGCUCGUACCGGAUUGUCACGUCCUCCCAACCAGAGGAACAAAGCUUCGCGCGGAUCCGCGCUUGCCGAGAUAGAAGCUGCCCUUGCAGAGUAUGCCUCGCAAGCACUCCCGCCCGCAUCUGCUCCAAUUCGGAACGCACCUACGUCUCGAGCCUCUCCUGCACCUGGUCUAGUUCGCGUUCCGUCCUUGGGACCGCAGCCUUCUAAAGCUCCGGUCGCGUCUUCGUCUUCGGCCCGACAUCAAACUUCAAGAGCAAAUAGUGCGCGUCCCUCGCGACCAAACUCUGCGUCCGUUUCUCCUGUCUAUCGACGACAUAGCAGCGCUGCUCCUUCGCGGCAUGGGACUUCGUCUCCCUCAGCUCCCUCUCAAGGUUCCUCGCAGCAGCGACAGCCUCCACAGCAGCGACAACCUCCACAGCAGCGACAGCCUCCACCACAGGGACCGCAACAACAGCAGCAGCAGCAGCAACGUCUGCCCGCAACCCAAGGCACCAACGACCGCGUUCUCCAAAUAGAGCUAGAGACGCUGAAGGCGCAGAUGGAGGAACUCUUGAAAAACCAACAACAGACAGCGAAGGCUCUUGAGGAAGCUCAGAAUGCGCGUUAUGCCAAGGAGGGAGAAGUAAGCAUUCUGAGGAAAAGCAUCGAGAAGGCUGCGAAAGAUCACGUCUCAGAGCUUGAGCGUAUCAAAGCGGCGAAAGAGCAGGCGGAAGCAGCCCAGGCGCAGCUUCGGGAGGAGAUGCACGCGGAGCUGGAGCGGAUGAGGACCCAGUACGUCUUUAAGCAACAUGAGCUCGAGACGUCUGGCCGUAAGACCCCGUGGUCCAUCCGAAUCAAGCGCGACCACUCAGGUCCCCUUACACCCGUUUCGACUUCGACGCAGCGUCGUCAGCAGGCGGGACCUAGCACACUGGGUGAUAGCCACCUGCAGACACCGUCGCGCCCCAGGUUCAGCAAGGAGCUGCCAGACAGCCCGCGUCGCCAGCGCCGAAGGAAGAUCGUCAACAUCCCGGAGAGCCCUCCCAAGCGGACGGCAAAGCUUCCUGGUUUCGUGAAUGCGUUCGAGCCCACUACGCCGCAGGUGGCUAUGCCCAAGAUGAACGUACGUUUCGCGUUAUCUCAGGCCAGUCAGACGUCUCCUGGUAAGGGCAAGGACAAGGAGCGAGCGCCCGCGUACGACUACAGUGGACCUCAAGGAGAAGAUCUCUUCUUCAAUCCCCCCGUGGAUGACUAUGCUCCUCGACCAGUCUCGCAACCUAGCAGCUCACCGAUGGAGGAGGUCACGGAGGAGGCCCUGGUUCCUCCAGCCGAGGACUCGCAGCCUCGGUCAUCAGGCUCUGCAGCCAGCAGUAGUGCAAGGCCGCUGGGCUCUUCCCCGAACGAGGAUGUGGAGAUGAAGGAGGAGCCUAAGCAGCCCAACCUGAACGAGUAUGUUGCGCCGCUCACGGAGCCAGAUUGGACAAUUGAGUUACAACGAAUUGUCCUGACACACCAGCACCAUUCAGCCAAGGAGCUUAGUGUGCAGUUGCUUAUCAACCACGCCAUUCCCUCUACGGCACCUCCGGAGCGCGCACAGCUCUACACAUCCUAUUGCACGAGACUAUUCCAGAGCCUCGGUGCUGCGACCAUGAAGUUAGCCAAUGCUGAUGAAACAAUUGACAUUGUUGGGGAAGCGCUCACGGGAAUGGGCCGGGUUUUAUGUAGUGUCGGUUCUAUCCUUCAGAUGACUGUGUUGCUGGAUAUGAUGAAGAUCAUCGCGCUCUUUGUACCAACUUUCGUACCUCUCUUGUUGUCUCCUACAGGGGCAGCUGGGAGCGGAGAUGCCCCUCCUGAAAUUCUUUCCGUGCUAUGUGACACGGUCCGAGAACUGCUCACGCCGGAUGAGAAUGGCUUAGAUCAGCGCCAAUCAGCCCUAGCGGCGGAGGUGCUGGGCUUGCUCGAAGCUAUCUGCUGGAAUACCCCUUCGGAGUUCGGCAUGCGUCUGUCGGUGUUUGUGCGCAAAGCCGGCGUCCUGGCCGCUCUCGUGAACUCCGCGCAACCCACCUGGCUUCUCCAUCGAACGAUGCGUGUCCUCGCCCUCAUUGUAUCAUAUUCAUCCCUUCCGAAACAGUUCCUGUCUUUUCCUUGGCCCGAAGACUCGGAUGAUGAGGAGGAGAAGGACUACUCCCAGAUACCCCAUAUCGAGCGAAUGGCAUCGCUACUGGUUGACCGCAAGCGCGACGAAGCCGAGAGCCGACCUCUCAGACAGACUAUCCUUCAUCUUAUCACAACUAUUGCUGUCGCACAUACAGACUGCACGAACAUCCUGCUCAGAUCACACACAUUACUCCAUUCUAUAAUUCUCUUCCUCAUGACCAUUACAGAUCCGCUUUGGGAAGAACACGAGGAGUUCAUAGCGUCUCCUGAGCUGGUCUCUUGGACCGUGCAAACCAUGAUGCGCAUAGUGGUUUUGCUCUAUCAUUUGUUCACGGGGGUGGAUAGUUCAGCCACGAACCUGAGGCAGAAGCUCAUGGCCUCGCCGAAGCGCAGCUUUAACGGCAUCUGGCAUAUGUUCGUCGUCACGCUCGGACGAAUUAGUUACGCACCUCCUCCAGACUCUAUCUCGCCCGAGAAUCAGGUCAGAAUAGAGCAGAUAUGCGACCUUGCCAAGGAUGUCCUGGAGCUAGUCGUCGACGGCCCCGAGCUCGAGUCAAUCUGGGCGGCUUUUCACAUUGAUGACAACGUGCCGGCGCCGAAGACGCAGGCAGACGACGAGAGCGAGAGCGAGGCGGGUAUGUUACACGUUGAUCUCGACUAAUUUGCACGUUGCUGUGCUGUAUAUUGUACUGGAUCAUCCAAUAUUGCACAAUGUAUC